GCCAAAUACAAAAAAAAAAUGCCAAUUCUCAGAUUACUGGUGGUUGGGUAUCUAAUAUUCAUGCAAAGCAUAUUUGCUUUUGCAUCUGAUAAUAAGAGUUUGCUGACGGAAGAUAUUAUGGCUUCGCAAAUCUGCAAUGGAAUGUACGCCAAAGAUGGAAAGAAAUCGGAAAUUAAAUUAAAUGUCGAUGAACUUAAGUCAAACUUUGAUGGUGCGAUUCGCUUGUUAAUUUUCAAUUGGAAAGAAGUUGAUUCAGUUGGUUUAGUUGGUGAAGACCAGCAACGUCAUUAUAUCUGUGAUUAUCCUGAAAUAGAAGCUGAUUUUUGCAGUGAAGAACAAUAUGGGCUCUAUCUGGUGGAUGAAAAUAAACCUCACAAAUCUGUUUUCUCGGAUUUCAUAAAUGCGAAAACAUUGGAUUCACCUUUUGUCUACCCUGUGGAUGAGACUGGAUUAUAUUGUGUCUUCACUGCACCAUUGGAGGGUGCCAAAGAAAUGUAUACUAUCAGUGUUACUUGGGAGAACUAUUUUGGUGAGCUUGACGCUACUGAAUAUCCCCAUUUGUUUUUGAAUCCCGCCUUGCUUAUUUUGAACGUUAUUGUUUCCAUUUGGUGGUCAUUAAUUAUGUUUCGCUACAGACAUGAUCUUCUGCAAGUUCAAAAGUACAUUUCAGGCGUCGUCGUUCUUUCUUUGGUAUGUGGUUUCAUUUCUUCUGGAUACUUUUUCUAUGCCAACGCAAAUGGUUACUCAACAGCAAGUAAAGUAUUUGCCUUCUUUUUGUCUAUCUUUCAGGCUGCCCGUCAAUCCUAUUUCGGUUUUCUCGUUCUAAUCGUCUCCUUGGGUUAUUCAAUCGUUGUCCCAACCCUUGGCAGCCUCCUUCGUAAGUGCCAAAUCCUUGGAGCUCUACAGUUUGUUGCUCUGAGCUUUUUCCUUACUUCUUUAUUUGUGAGCCCCAAUAACCAAGAAUCUCUCGUCUUAAUGUUUGCUGCUCCUAUCUUUUUAUUCACCAUUUUCGCCAUGUUUUUUUGGAUCGUUUUGGCUUUGAAUAAUACUAUUCAAGACCUUCGUUUGCGUAAACAAACCGUGAAAGCUCAAAUGUAUACUCGUUUAUGGGUCGUUAUUUGCUUCGGUAUAAUUGCCUAUGGAGCAAUUGUCGUUACUAAUGCUAUCUUAAUUGGAAUUAAUGGUCAAAUGAACUACUACUUGAAAUACUGGAAGUUACUUUGGUUCUUAGAUUACGGAUAUGCUGAUAUUCUUUCUUUCAUUUUGAUGGUCACCAUUUUGUAUAUAUGGAGGCCUACCGAGAAUAACCGUCGUUUUGCUAUGAGCGAACAAGUUGCUCAAGAUGUUGAUGAAUUUGAAAUGACAUCCUCAGUUUCCCAUGAAAGUCUGCCCAUUUAUCAAGAGCAGCCAGGUUCGGAAGCCCAGCAUGGUACACGAAGUGGAAAUGCUGAUGAACAUCAAGCUCUCUUUGCUGUGGACGAUGAAAGUGAUGAUGAUGCUCCGUAUCGUGUGAACGAAAGCAAGCAAAAGCCUACUUAAAUGUGCACUCCGUUUCGAUACCUUGAACGUCGGCGAGUCUGUAUUUAAUUUGGAAAUUAGAUCUUUUUUCGACUUAAUCAUGAAAUUCUUUAGAUGUCUUUAUAUUUUUUCUUUUUUUAGUUAGUUACAAUAAAUUAAAGAAUACUAUUAAUGAUGUAAAGAAACAGAGUUAUAUGAUUCUUGUCCCAAAAGCCCUCCAUCUCUUUGACAAAAAAGAUGUUGAUUUUGAGUUAGUGUUAAUUAAAGGCAUAUACUCCAUAACGAAAAUAUCAAACCAUGGAGUUUCAUCAAUUUCUUUGGGAAUUUGAUCACUUGAAACGCCCUUGGACAAAAGUUU
Molecule: messenger RNA, 1876 nt
Organism: Schizosaccharomyces cryophilus OY26
Lineage: Eukaryota; Fungi; Ascomycota; Schizosaccharomycetes; Schizosaccharomycetales; Schizosaccharomycetaceae
Product: seven transmembrane receptor-like protein
Exons: 3
Coding region: 19-1539 (506 amino acids)
Biological process (GO): retrograde transport, endosome to Golgi
Cellular component (GO): membrane; Golgi apparatus
Source: RefSeq, a predicted model, not a curated record